AGAAGAAGAAGAAGAAGAAGGAGGAUCUUUUUGGUUUAAGCUGCUAGUUUUUGGGUAAAAAAAAAAAAAAAAUUCAUCAUGUUUGGAAAUGUGAGAGAAAGGCUGAGCAUGGUGCAGCACGACUUCACCGCCGGCUUCAAGACUAUUGGAGACAAGACCAAAGACCCCAGAAUGAAGAGGCGACCUCAGGUUGAGGAAACUCUUCCUCAUUUCAGUGCUGGAUUAGAGAUCCUCAGCAGGUACGAGGACAGUUGGUUCCUGCUCCACAAAAGGACUAAAGACUGCGCUCAGGCUGCAGAGGCAGUGGAAGGAGACAUGGUGAUGCUGUCGGCGCACUGCGAGAAGAGAAGAGCUGCAGUGACACAACUUCAGGACUUACUGUACGGUUUACCAGCCUUCAUGACAGAACUGGACGCUGUGACGACUCUUAUCGCUCAUUUGGAAGGUGACUUUGAAGAGAUGGCGAGCAGACUUGAAUACUUGGAGACUCUGUGCUGCCACUGUGAACAACAGACACUCAAACAACAUCAUAACAACCAGCUACAGCUCUACAAGAACAAGAAGAGGAAGGAGAUAGAGGCGCUGCAAGUGGAGCUGGACUGUGAACAUGCUCAGAAGCAGGCUGAGCUGGAGCAGGCCAUGCAGCAGAAGCUGAAGGAACGACAGAAAAUCUAUGAAGAAGCUUUCCACCAGGAUAUGGAGCAGUACCGUUCCACCGGCCACGUGCAGCACAGAGAGGUAUCAGGAGCUGAUGUGUGCGUGUUGGAUCAGAUGACGUUGACUAACGUGUUGGACCAGGAGGCUCUGGAUGACUUCCUGAACUCCAGCAGUGAUGACGUCAGCACGGGAUCCUCUCUGACCUCAGGUCCAGACAUCGAUUCCUCGGAAUCACCAAGAAGUCCACUCAGCCAAGCCCCGCCCACAUGCAGCCAGGAAGCAGCUGUGGAGCAGGAGGGGGAGGAGGAGGAUGUGGUGAGCCUGGUGCAGGGGGAUGAAGAGGAUGUGGACCCGGACAUGCUGUUGGCUGUGCUGCAGGACGCUGGAGGUUCUGACACCAGCGAUGAAGAGUAGCCAAGCUAUGAUUGGUUCAUUAACGGCACAAUACACUAAAAAGAAGUGCAGAUAAAAGUGCAGCUGAGUUUGCCCGCUUUGUUUGUGACCGUGUCGUUGUAGCACUUCGUGACAUGUUGGAGUGCGUCUUUCUGACACCGAUCCAAACAGCUGUUUGAUUUUUCUUUGUACGGCUCUCAUCACAUCUGAUUCUGUUUUAAGGUUUUUGCUGUUACAUGUUUCCUUUUUGAAUUUUCUGACUGGAUUGAACAUUUCUGGAACAUCUGCUUUGACUGAAGUCGCUUAGCGUUCUUUGAUUUUGGCGCUUUAAGCUGUAUGUUACUAGAAAUGAGUAUGCAGAUGAUGUGAUUGUCUUUAGAAUCCUAACAGCAGUGCAGAGGCUUUGGAAACGUAAGCAACUGAUCGCACAAUGACGUGAUGUUCCACACAUCAUAAGCAGCAUCUCGGCUUUGGAAACUGAUCGCAGGACUGCAACGUGAUGUUUUUUGUUUUUUUUGUGUGGCUUUUUUUCUACCAAAGCUUAGGAUGAAUUUGUGCAUAACUGGUCUUGUUGAUAUAU
Molecule: messenger RNA, 1630 nt
Organism: Thalassophryne amazonica
Lineage: Eukaryota; Metazoa; Chordata; Actinopteri; Batrachoidiformes; Batrachoididae
Product: dysbindin-A-like
Exons: 10
Coding region: 79-1071 (330 amino acids)
Biological process (GO): negative regulation of protein kinase activity; regulation of synaptic vesicle exocytosis; neuron projection development
Cellular component (GO): BLOC-1 complex; synaptic vesicle membrane; neuron projection
Source: RefSeq, a predicted model, not a curated record